AUGGACAUUACAAUCAUACUUAUUAUGCAACAACUCCCUGAUCUUGUAUGCCACGAAGGCGUCAAUGCAGGUGUACUUGAUGUGGUCCUCUAUGAGGCAUGUGUAUCCAAGUUUCUUAUUGAAGUUGUUAGCGACUACGAUGCCGAUGAAGAUGUGGUCCUCAUGCGCAAGGAAGUGCUUGAGGUUGUUGGAGAUGCUGUUGCUAGAACAGGAGAUGGAGGGCGAUUGUCGUGCAUGGAGCCUAAGCGGGUGGGGAAGUGGGGGCGUGAGCGGGAAUGGGAGUGGGAUGAUCUGGACAUGGUGAGGGAACGGGAGUGGGAAUUGUCUUUGGAGCAGGACCUGGAUGACAAACUGGCCAUGGAGUGGGAGAUCGAGCGGGUGAUUGGCCGGAGUCCAUUAUCUGGAACUGGAAUUGGGGAUCGACCAACGGCGAUCGGGCUGGUGAAGGUGUUCACGGAGGAAGCCUGGUCACGCUCGAGCCGCGUCGUCGAGCGUAGCGAUAUAGUUUCUCAAUCUCAACGCCGGGACAUCAUGGUCGAUCGUUGUGUACAGGCCAACGACUUCAAGACAUCUGGUGACAUCAAAGUGAAUCAGAUCAAAGAUCCAUCCGUGAAUAUUAUUACAGGUCCGCAGCAACCACUCGCGGAUACUACUGCCUCCGUCCCCCGCUGCACCCGCUGCUUUUCGUCUCCGCGCAGUCGUCCGAUGGCCAAGCGGCUCGCCGCCGCCGAGAAAGAGGUGCUAAUCGAGGUGGUGAGGUUCACGCAGAAGAACGGCCUGAGUGGCUGUGACGGCGGGUGGAAGGAUUUCCUGGCCCGGAACGACAGGAAGUUUGGCGCGUCGCUGAGCGACCCCAGGAAGCGCACCAGGGAUGUGCUGCUCGCCUUCGUGCAAACCUUCUACAAGGAUUUCCAGAAGUACUUCGGCAAAUUGGUGAAGCGUCAUAAGGAAAGAAGUGCCGUUCAGCAGUAUAUGACUGAUUUUCCUGACGAAGUUUCUCCCGAGCAGAAACUUGUUCAACUGACGGCAGAGCACCCGGAGUACAGAAAACACUAUUGCUUCCCAUCAUACCAGGAGGCUAAGUUGGACAUACUUGCAAACCCCUUGAAGACUAUAACUGACUAUAGGACACACAUCACUGGUGUAUCAAAGAAGGAUUUAGAAGGAGUCACAUCAUCAUUAGUUGAUGUUCAGAAAUCGCUGAAGAGAAUGUUAUCCAAAGAAAAUAUUUUGAUUGGCCAUAGCUUACAUAGAGAUUUAUGCGCCUUAAAGAUUGAUUACUCUCAAGUUAUUGAUACAGCAUACAUAUUUAAGUAUGCAAAUUUACCUACUACUGCAUCACCUUCCUUAAAAAGUUUGUGCAAGGUAUUGCCAUAA
Messenger RNA from Miscanthus lutarioriparius, 1377 nucleotides. The record is from the annotation of a GenBank genome assembly. Lineage: Eukaryota; Viridiplantae; Streptophyta; Magnoliopsida; Poales; Poaceae.